Molecule: messenger RNA, 1824 nt
Organism: Aspergillus glaucus CBS 516.65
Lineage: Eukaryota; Fungi; Ascomycota; Eurotiomycetes; Eurotiales; Aspergillaceae
Exons: 3
Coding region: 1-1824 (607 amino acids)
Biological process (GO): DNA-templated transcription; regulation of DNA-templated transcription
Molecular function (GO): DNA-binding transcription factor activity, RNA polymerase II-specific; DNA binding; zinc ion binding
Source: RefSeq, a predicted model, not a curated record
AUGGAUCCUCCUCCCCCUGUGGCGCAAGGCCAGGGUCCACUGGGUUCCAAGGCCCAGUUGACGUGUGAAAUAUGCAAGCGACGCAAGAUUAAAUGCGAUAAGCUGCGUCCCUGCACGGCCUGUCGGAAUACAGGGACGGUUUGUGUUCCUGUUGAACGUGCACGUCUCCCGCGAGGUCGGUCAGGGGGGAGGAGGAAGAAGAGUGCGAAUUCCAAUGUCAAUGCCAAUGUCAAUGCCAAUGUCGACGCCAAUGCAGAAGACCAUAAACAGAGCGAUAUAAAUGGUAAUGGCGAUGGCGCUGAAGGUUUGAAAGAACGUGUGUCGAUGCUGGAGCAUACCGUUCAGGGCUUGGUGCAUAGCGGGCAGGCGUCUUAUGGUUCGGCUGAGGAUGGAGGCAUGUCGGUUCUUCCGGGUUUCUCGCUGUGGGAUGUUGGCAUGGGGCUUGCCGAGAAUCGCCUUCUCAAUGAGAAUAACCAGCAGACGGACAGUCAUGUGGAUACUUGGUUGAACACUGUCUCUCCCAUCCCCGAACCAGAGGACUGGGACAAAGAGCUGCACCACCGUAGACAAAUCAUGUCAAUAUACAUGGAGCGAGUGGACUCCCUCGUCCCCAUCUUACACUGCGGGUUAUUCGGUGAUUAUCUCAUUAGCAGAAAGCCGUAUUUGGAAUAUGAUACCGACCAUCCGGCACCUGCAGCACUGGCUUGGGCUGUGCGCUACCUCACCAUCGGCACCAUCAACGAUGACCAGUGCUUCCAUAUGUUCGGGGUGGAAAGAGGACCCCUCCUUGCGAGAUAUCAGAAAACCACGCAGUCUGCGCUGGAAAAAGCGGAUUAUAUCAGCACGGAGGAUUUGACGACUUUGCAGGCUUUUGUGCUGUUUGUGUUAGCUGUCCGUGCUCAUGGUCAGGGUCGACGGGCCUGGACGAUGCUGGGCCUCACCUUGCGAAUUGCCCAGUCUAUUUCCCUCCACGAGUCGGAACCCCCAUUUCCGGUAAAACCGAUGGAGCGCGAGAUGCGUCACCGUCUAUGGCAUGUCAUUGGCAUUUUAGAUAUCCAAGCUGCCUUUGACCGGGGCUCCGAGCCGAUGCUGCGAUCGAACUGCGCACUGUCCGAGAUAUCUUCCCCCAGCACAGGCGACCCCGACGACGCCGCCACUCAAUUCCUGCACGCAGACACAAGAUUUCUCGCCAUCAUGGCCGAAGCACAAUGUGCCUUCCGAGCCCUCGACGUAUCAGAACUAAACGCCCCCAAGACCACGCCGGCAAAUUUCGACACCAAACGUCGUCAACACGUAGCAACCACCUUCCGACAAAAAGCCCUCGCCCACCUCCCAGACCCCCAAUCAGAGCUCAUCACCACCCAAUUCGACUGGUGCCUGCGAAAACUAGUCAACAUCAUCCACGCCUUCCUCCAACUCCUCUCCUUCCGCCCCAUCCGCAGCGGCAACAAAAACCCAGAGUCCCCACCAGCAGCAACACGUCGCGGCUCGGGCCUGCUCCUCCUAACAGUAAAAUUCCUUCAAGCGCUGGACCAGUUCCGGCACGACGAGCGCAGCGAGCCGUUCAGGUGGUUCAUUCGGUUGUUUUCUCCUUGGCAUGUGCUUGUUGUUGCGAUUGACGAGGCGGAUGCUUGUGAGGAUGUGCUGUUGAGGCGGAAUUGUCAGGCGCUGAUUGAGCGGUUUUUGGCCUCAUUUCAGGAUAUGAUGACAGAUGUGCAUCGGGGGGUGUUGCGAGGGUCUGUGGAGAGGUUGAUGGCGUUUGGGUGGAGUGUGCCGGGUAUGGGGAAUCCGUUUGGUGAUUGGCAGGGUGUGUUGCCUAAUUAG